AUGUUGCUGACGUGCUCCACGCCGUCAGCCACCCCGUUUCCCGCGGCGCCGCUACCCAGCGCGCGCCGCGGCACCGCAUCCGCGGCGCUGCCGUCCGGCACGCGCCGCCCCGCCGCGCCCGCGGCCACAUUUCCCCUCGCCGGGCCGUCUGACGCGCCGACCUACCGCCCUAUGGUAGUCGGUCGCGAGACGGAGCCGCGAGGGACCUCCAUCGCCGACUCAGAGCGAUCCUCGAUUUCCCUGCGCAUCCGCCAGGUUCAGCUGAAGGCUGAAGAGCAGCUCGCCAAGCUUGCGCGAGCUAAGUUGCGAAUCAACAAACAGUUGAUAGAGCUAGAAGAGGCUCACAUGCAACGCCGCCUUGCUUAUGAAAGCGAGUCAAUCUACGAAGAUGAACCAAUAUACGGCCACGCCACGGCCGUACCGAUGAGUCACCCGACUUCAUCUUUCUCCGAACGUCGAGGCCUCGACGCUCAUCCACAUGCCGCCAUCCCGGCGCCUAUGUCCCAUGGCGGGCAGACCACCCUGCCCCGAGAGACACUGUCAUGUUGGCAGAGAGAAAACGAAGCCCAACUCCACUGCAGUGAGCUAGAGGCCCAGCCCUGCUACACCGAGCAUGAGAUCUGCUACGAAGCAGACCUCCCAAUCAAGCAAAGUGACGUUCCCAGUUACGUGCAUACCGUCGACCAACGGCAUUCCUUUCCUGUUCGUCAGUGUAGUGACAGUGAAAUUUACUGCUAUAUCAGUGAAAAUGAAGAUUAUGAAAGUGAACAUGUGAGUGACUAUGUGUCACCUGUGUGCCGCGGCACAGUCACGGGCUACCUGGAACCGGUUUCACCCUCCGACGGUAGAACCGCCGCAGGCCCAGACUACCUGAAACCUGUUCCGCCCGCCGACGACCGAACCGCCGCCAACCAUGUGAGUCACCCAUUGACUACCUGGAACGAGUACCCUUCACACUCAGCCAUAAACGCCGCUACAGUGAUAAAAGUGUCCUUAAAUGAAUGUGUUGCGAGUGUUGACAUAGUGCAAGACAAUGAGUGUGUUAUUGUGCAUUCCAUUCCGUCUCUACUAGAUAGAGACCCGCCCGACCGGGCCGCCACCGCCACCUGUAAUAGUGUGUGUAGUGAAAGUAAAAAAGUGCCAGUGUAUGUGUGCCACAACUCCAACCGCUGUGAUGAUGACACAUACAUCGAGGUCGUCAGUCCUGACGCCACGCUCGAGGCACGACACCCGGCCGUCCAACCAAAUGACGGCCCAACUAUUACCGAUGUGGUGAGUCAACCUCUGCCCAUUUUCCAACAACGGUGUGACGUUGACGCUCACUAUGAGCGCCACGACGCCGCCGCUGUUCCUGAGUGGGACGCACCCGUCCCGCCGAUUGACGGCCGACCCACGGCUGUCUCGUUGAGUCAGCGUCCGCUGUCUCCACCGUUUCCCGAGCGCCGAAUCCCCGACGCUCGCCACAUGCAUGUCAACCCUGACAAUGUACCUGAGCGAGACACACCCGUUCCGCCGAUGGACGGCCAACCCACGGCUGUCUCGCUGAGUCAGCGUCCGCUGACUCCACCGUUUCCCGAGCGCCGAAACCUCGACGCUCGUGGUGAGCGCCUAGACACUGGCGCUGUUCCUGAGUGGGACAUCACCGUCCUACAACCUGAUGACCAUUCCACGAUCAUCUUGCUGAGUCAGCAACCGCUGACAGUACCGUAUCCUGAGCGCCGAAGCCUCGACGCUGAGCUUACUACACCUGUCCUCGUGUGUCGAGUACCCGACACACGAUACCAUGCCGACACACACAAUGUCGGCCGUGACGUCUCCACACAUGAGCUGCACGUCAAGACCGACGCUGCCUUCCAAUGGACGACGUCAUCCACUUCCCCGUCCACCCCCGCCGCUGCCGCAAUCCUGCCGCAGCCUGCGGAUUCCGUCUCUGUGCCGCUACCAGCUGUCCAGCCAACAGCACGAGACGACUCCGCACAGCCACGUGAGUUGCCUACGGGGGGAGCCCUUCUUUCCCCGUUGUGUGUUAUUCCGCUGCGUCAUCUUCCCGCUGCUGCCACUGAGCGCGGGACCUCCGCUGACGUGGCCCCACCAACAGUAGCGAGCCGAAACGCGCCGCUACUCUCCGCUGCACGUCAUUGCCCUUUCCCCGCUGCUUCCAGACAGCGCGGGGCCUCCACUGACACAAGAGUGUCACCUCCUGCGACACCAGUGAGGCAGCCCGCUUCACUGAAGUUCUAUGAAGGCCGCACCCCGCGGCACCAUCCCGCUGCUACAUCCAGCAGCCGAGCCACGACCGCCCCGAGACGUCCACUCGUCGAGACGUGGAUCCACGACGGGGGGAGCCCCUCCUCGUCGAGUCGUGGCUACCAACCUGGACACGCAACACGCGGUCCCACUGGCCACCCCAGGCCAGCUCCAACUACAUCACCGGGUACAGCCACGCCGCUGAAGCCUACUCGGCGCCCGACACUCGUCGUUGACAAUCACGACGACCGUCGCUCCGUGCCGCGCCGCCCCGCUGCUAUGAGACAGCGCGGGGACUCCACUGGCCACCCCAGGCCAACUCCAGCUACAUCAGCGGAUACAACUACGCCGCUGAUGCCCUCUUGGCGCUGCUCCCUGCCGCGCCAGCCCGCUGCUACGAAACAGCGCGGGUACUCCAAUGCCGACCCUGCGCCGCAGGCGUCCCGAGUGCGCCGCCGUCGACCGCAACGUCCCGCUGCUACACAGCGCGGGAUCUCCACUGGACGCACGCAACAAGUUCCAGUUGCACCAGCAAGCAAGCCUGCUACGCUGGUGUUCACCGCACGCGCCCCCUCACCGUGCAACCGUUUCCCCGCUGCUGUGAGCCAGCGCGGGGUCUCCACUACAACCGCACGCCACCCCUCGGCGUGCAUCCACCUUCCCGCUGCUACCAUACAGCGCGGGAUCUCCACUGCAGUGACAAAGGCGGGAGUCCUCCUGCCUAUGUCUGCCACUCUGCCGCACCAUACCGCCGCAGAACCCGCACGACGAUCCCUCGCCGAGUCACGAGUCGUCGACGGGGGGAGCCUCCCCUCAAGCUCCGAUCGAGACCACCCCGGCCGCCGAGGCCGCCGAGGUCACCGAGGUCGAAGAGGUCGCCGAGACCACAACCCUGAGUCAGCACCCAGCGGACCCGCUGGCUACUCCCAGCCAUCCCAAGGAUCAGCAAGUAAGCCUACUCCGCUGAUGACCACAGAGCGCCGAUCUCCAUCGCACCGUCACCCCGUAGUUAACAGACAGCACGGGGUCUCCAAGGACUGCACCCAAGCAGCCCUACUGACACCAGCCGUACUGAGGCCCACUGCGCGCUCCCGAACGCGCCGCCCUGCUGCCUCCAUGAGCAGCCUCACCGCCACCACGUCAAGACGACCCUUUGCACGAGUCGUCGACGGGGGGAGCCCUCCCUCUUCCACCGGUGGCCGCUUCAUCGUGUCUGGACCCAGACGACCCACAGACUAUCAACAGCCUUCCAUGAAGAAAGCGUGCAAGCCUGCACCGCUACACCCUUCGUGCCGCCCCACGUGGCAUCACCCCGCUGCUUCCUCACAGCGCGGGGACUCCGCUGACUACCCCCCGUCAGCACCUGUGAGCAAACCAAUUGUGCUCGUUUGGCACCGCACCCCGCCGUGCCACCCCACCGCUAUGAAACAGCGUGGGGACUCUCCUGGCUGCAGACAGCCAUCGCCUGGGACACCAGCGUCCCAUCCUAAGCGCCCCCAGCCGCACAUGAGCCGUCCAGCCGCACAUCCCGUGCGCCAUGAGACUCCAACUGGCACCCUGCCAGAUACCACACCGCUCGCAACCGCUGAGCGCCGCACCCCGCGGCACCGUCCCACUGUACACACCGUGCAGUGUGGGACUUCCACUGGCUGCCCCCAGCCAGCACCGAGGCCUGUCAGCAAGACCGCUGCGAUGGCAUUCCAUGCGCACUGCCCCUUGCCGUGCUGCAACUUUCCUGCGCGCCGCCCUUCGCCGAGCCGCAAUUUCCCCGCUGCAUUUACACAGCGCGGGGUCUCCAUUGGCUUGACCGAGCCAACUCCAGAGCCGACGUCUACGAAGCCUGCGCCGCUGACGAACAGUGCGCGCGGCUCCCCGUCGUGCUACCCCGCUGCUCUAAGCCAGCGCGGGGACUCCGCUGCAACCGCAGUCAUUCCUGAACUUCCGCCGACUGCAACCAGCAGCCAUGGUGCAGAGACCGCCACCGAGGUGGCCCCGACGCCGCUGCGUUACUCGCUUCAGGAGGAACCAGCCACAAGCGGAAGCUUCAUCGAGCCCAUUGACGCCCACACCGGUCGUCAAUCCAGAAGGGCUAUCUACACCACCCCCAGCCGCACCAAGAAUGCGGCAGACAGCAUCUACCCUGGACACGGAGUCCAAACCGGACGAAUAGUUCCACGCUGUCCUCCAAAGAAGGCUCAUUCCAUAUACGCCGGGGGGAGACUGUUACGGACAGCGAGCUAUCCAUCCUGCUCACACGCACAUCGCUCCCUCGCACCCACGCAUGGCGCGCUUGACCAAUGA
Plutella xylostella (diamondback moth) is the source of this 4548-nucleotide messenger RNA. NCBI's taxonomy places the organism in Eukaryota, Metazoa, Arthropoda, Insecta, Lepidoptera, Plutellidae. The record is from RefSeq and is a predicted model, not a curated record.